AUGACGCAUACAAAAUAAUUUCUCGAAAAGAAACCCAUUUGUUUCGCUCGUCGGCGGCCGAUCGCCGACUUUCCGUGAGUGAAUACAUAAAUUCAUUAAUUAAUGCUUGAAAGUAAUUUAGAUUUUUUACGCCGAAUUAACCAAAUUUUUUGUGAGAAAAUAGAAAAUAUACAUACAUAUUACGUGAUACAAGCUGAGUCAUGAUGAGCGCACCUUUUUUUAGGUCUCUUUAGAGCAAACAUGGCAUAAAUAUGGAGAGGAGAACAAGGACGGCGUUCGCGCGAAGUGAAGAAGGUCGGCGGAAGGGCUGUCGAAGAGCUGGCCAAUGACCCCGUUGAUUCUGUUUCAGAGCUGCACAUGCCAAGAUUUUCCGAAAGCAUUCCUAACAUCACAGUCACGAUAGGAAAGGAUGCCGUUUUGGCUUGCGUUGUGGACAACCUUAAAAAUUACAAGGUGGCGUGGGUGCGCGUGGAUACGCAGACGAUCCUCUCGAUCCACCACAACGUGAUCACACAGAACCCGCGCAUCUCGCUGUCACACACCGACCAUCGCUCGUGGUAUUUGCACAUCAACGACGUCCAGGAGGCCGACCGGGGCUGGUACAUGUGCCAAAUAAACACCGAUCCCAUGAGGUCGCGCGUCGGCUAUGUCCAGGUCGUCGUUCCACCGAGCAUUCUGGACAAAGAGACGAGCUCGGACAUGGUCGUCAGGGAAAACAGCAACGUCUCAAUGAACUGCAAAGCUGAGGGUUAUCCAGAGCCUUACAUCAUGUGGCGCCGCGAAGAUGGCGAGGACAUUAACUACAAUGGAAACGAAGUGAGCGUGGUGGACGGAGAGCUGUUGUACAUAACGCGGGUGAGCCGGCUGCACAUGGGCGCCUACUUGUGUAUCGCGUCCAACGGAGUGCCGCCAUCCAUCAGCAAAAGGGUUCUGCUACGCGUACAGUUUCCUCCGAUGCUGACAAUUCCAAACCAGUUAGAAGGCGCGUAUAUGGGCCAAGAUGUGGUCCUUGAGUGUCACACAGAGGCUUAUCCCUCCUCCAUCAAUUACUGGACAACAGAAAGAGGAGACAUGAUCGUUUCAGCCCUGCAUGUUUCAGGAGACAAGUACGAGGCGGUGUCGACCGACGACGGCUACAAGAAGUACAUGAUGCUCAAAAUUCGCAAUAUUUUGCGCAAGGACUUUGGGUCCUACAAAUGUGUGGCCAAAAACUCACUAGGGGAGACUGACGGACUCAUCAAACUUGAUGAAAUUCCCGUUCCGUCAACUACGUCGACCACAUCCACCACCAGCCAGCCACCAACGGCAGGUGGAAAGAAAAGAGGUCGGAGCAAACACUCGAAACAACGGCACAAGCAUAACGAGGUGGUUGGAGCAGCCAACAAGGAUUUCACCACCAACAGAUGGGAUCGCGGAGAUUCCGGUCCUUGGGAUGAGUUCGGCGGCCAAGAUGAAAACCCCGAAAUCCCUUCCGAGGGUCUUGCCAUGGACAACCCAUCUUCAUGCACCCUCGGCGGGUCACUGGUGGUGGCCUCGUGUUUGCUCAGCUUGUUUUGGCUGCAGUGAGGAGCAGGAAGUGUGUAAUUGGGAAAAAUGUGUCGCCCUCACCCGGCGAGCCAAAUUAACAAAAGACUCGGAAAAAGCUGAGUUGGACUGAGUUGGACGUUGCACCUUAAAAAUAGCGCUGUUUGCACUCGUUCUCUCUGUGUAUGUGUCAAGCGAGAGUGCUUUUCGCUGCUGAUUACCUACUAAUUAAUGAUGACUUAUUACGCCUGUACAUACAUUUACGCGGAUAAUAAAAAUUCGUCUCACGA
Messenger RNA from Neocloeon triangulifer, 1814 nucleotides. Its product is annotated as lachesin-like. Lineage: Eukaryota; Metazoa; Arthropoda; Insecta; Ephemeroptera; Baetidae. The record is from RefSeq and is a predicted model, not a curated record. Bases 358 to 1566 code for a protein of 402 amino acids. Gene Ontology annotation, cellular component: neuron projection. The transcript is spliced from 12 exons.